AUGCCCCUCUCCGAGGAACCUAUCCACUCCCUCCACGUCGCCUCGCCUGUCAUAUCCCAGCUCGCCGAUUUCCCGGCCAGGUACUCAGAGAGACUCCAGCGAGCCGGCUUCACAGCAGCAUCAGAAAUCAUCCUCAUCAGCCCAGAGAGUCUCAAGAGCCAGACCGGCCUAAGCAGCGAAGAGGUCCAAGAUGUGUAUCGCAGGUUAUCCGCAAUAUGUUCGCCCCAGGUCACCACGGUUUCCGCGCGACUAUCAGCUGGGGAGGAUGGGUUCAUCACGCUCGGAUCGGCCGAUCUCGACCGGGUAUUCGGCACUAUUCAGCGCGGGAUCCCGGCCGGACUGCUGACAGAAAUCGCCGGGGAGUCCGCCUGCGGAAAGACCUGUCUGUCGCUCCAGCUUUCCUUGAACGUCCAACUCCCCCACGCCCUCGGGGGCCUCCUUGGCGGAUGCAUCUAUCUGUGCACUGAAAGCGCUUUCCCCACUGUGAGAUUGCAUCAAAUGGCCUCCGGAUUACGCGCCCGAUUGGACGCGAUCAUCUUGGCUUCCUUGCCCCCCGAAACGCAGGAGACCAUCCAGCAAUUGACGGUCGAAAGCAUGAUGGAAAACGUGCAUCUGACGCGUGUUCAUAACCCGCAAACGUUAAUCCACACGAUCCACUACUGUCUGCCCAUAUUCCUGGGCAGACAUAGCAUGCCGAAGGAAGGAUCUCCGGCGCGGCCGAUCAGAUUGAUAGUAUUGGACUCGAUCGGGGCGAUCUUCCGGGCGGAUCUGGAGCAGUCGAAGCAGAGCAGUGCGAAGUUCAGGAUGACGGAGCGAGCGGCGGAGAUGAACCAAGUGGCGGAUGGGCUGAAGGUGCUUGCGGACCGAUACCGGCUGGCCGUCGUGGUCGUCAACCAAGUCUCAGACGUCAUGGCCCCUCCCUCUUCCUCCUCUGAGCUCGCCCUUCCCCGUCCACACAAUACGAUUGUCGGUCGUCCUAGCCAGCCGGGCAGCUCGGGAAGCGCUGCAACAGCCGAGAACGACCGCAAAGGCUCGCCCAACAACUCGCCCGCCUCGCUCCCCCUGCCUGUCUCCACGCCCCUCUCGACCCCCGGCUCCACUCCCCUCCCCUCCCUCGCCCCGAUCCCGCUGCUCUAUCACCAACAGGCGCGCCAUUUCACCGGCCAGAAAGUGACCCAGAACCGCAAAGAAGCCGCCCUGGGAAUCCACUGGACAAACGCCAUCAACCUGCGCAUCAUGCUCAACAAACUCCACUCCUCCCUCGACCCCACCACCCUCCUCCCUCAACCCCUCACCCAUCCUCAGCACGACCCCCAAUCUCAUCGCGUUAAGCUCUCUAACCUGGGCCUCAGGGAGGCCGUGCUCGUCUUCUCCCCCCUUGGCAAAACUGCCCUUAAUCCGAAUCAAAGAGGCGUCCAGUUCGUCAUUCACUCGCGUGGAAUCGUGUCUGUGAACGAGUUCUUGUGA
This is a messenger RNA of Puccinia triticina, 1467 nucleotides long. RefSeq lists its product as uncharacterized. Bases 1 to 1467 code for a protein of 488 amino acids. Lineage: Eukaryota; Fungi; Basidiomycota; Pucciniomycetes; Pucciniales; Pucciniaceae. The record is from RefSeq and is a predicted model, not a curated record. Gene Ontology annotation, molecular function: ATP-dependent DNA damage sensor activity; ATP binding; four-way junction DNA binding. The transcript is spliced from 2 exons. Gene Ontology annotation, biological process: t-circle formation; double-strand break repair via synthesis-dependent strand annealing; telomere maintenance via recombination. Gene Ontology annotation, cellular component: Rad51C-XRCC3 complex; replication fork.